CUAGCAGCCCGGUAAAAUUCGUAUGCAAAGACGUCGCACCGAGAAACAAGGCAUGUCUCGGCCAGGCAGAGAGGUUCUAUUAUGGUGGCUUUUACUAGCCUAAAUCUGUACGCUAUGGUAGUAGUAGUAUCGCCACAAGCUAAAACGCAGUGCACCUGUGAAAAGGUUACAAUGGAUGGAUGUGUGGAUCACACUAGAUUGGUUCAAUAACGUUACGUUGAACAUGUCUACUUUCCCCCCUUCCGAAAGCGUGUUUCAUGCUCUAGAUAUUACAUAUAUUGCACAACGCUACGAGACAGGAAACUUCAUGAAUCGGCAACAGUCCAAGCAGCUGUGAAAUCCUGUUCAAUCUUAUCAGUACCGUCGUUGGAGAAGAAGGAGACGCUGGUUGCUAGCAUUCCGAGAGCCAUACCACCAUUGCAACGGCAUUGGCAAUGGGGGAGGAAGGAAAAGCCUAUAAUUGCCCAACACCGUGUCGGGAGUGACAUCACUCUCUUUCACGACAGAACAAUAGAUUUGAUGCCAUUCCAAUCCCCCGUUUGUUGUUUCCGUGUGUGUCCGGUUGAAGUGCGAAUGGUACCGUUCGGUUGAAGUACUACUAGCAACGCAAAUCGUACAGCCGAUAGUUCAAGUUGGAAAUGCCCCAUUCCCGGUGGACGGCACCGUUGCUUAUGUUUUCUUACGCCUUUUGCGUCGCGUCACAUCGGGACUGUAUCAGCCCGGUAGAACAGUGGCGUAGGACGARCCUCCGUGUCAGUGCCACGAUMUUUUUUUGAAUCGCGGGUGUUUAGGUGCCCGAACUCUGUCUGAAAGCACCUCUCCGAUACUGUGAUUGAGUACUUUUAACGUAGAAAAUAAGUUACUUAUUCAUGGUAUUUAGUUACGAGAUGCGUACCUAGGAGCUGACACCGUGUGAAUUUCGAGAUGCUCGAUCCGAAGCCGGUACGAUUUUGAAAAGCAUCUGGGUUUCCUUUUGUACGUGGCCUUUUGGUUCGUUCAUGUACGGUACCGUCGCGUUGGCUGGGGUGAGAACAGGUUUUGUUUUGGUUCCUUCAUUGAGUUUUGCGGUGCGAACAAACACUUCGCACUUCUGAUAUCGAUGAUCCGAAGGUCCCAGACGGUUCGUACGAUACUGUACAUACAACGUUCCGUACAAAACCUACUGACCCAAUCGUGAGAGACAAUCACAGUACCGUAUCACGAUUAGAGCAUGGCGUCAGUUUACGACUACGAGUACGUACCAAUAAUCGUACGGUCCAUAAGUUACGGUACCUGGUAAGCUUCUUCAUUACGGACUGAAUCAUCCCUCCAAACCCGGUUCGGGUAUGUACCCGGGUAUGGGAAACCUCUUUGGGUUCUCUUUUUAGGAGCAUCUGGUCCGUUGAACAUGUACGAGAGAACUGAAACGUACAUUCAAGGACUGUGCUACGGUACGAAUUCCGAAAUCCAAUAAUACUGUAUCGUAGUCUAGUAAGAAGAACAUUUUCGAAGCAGAAAUGCAUCUGCUGGUGUAUGGAGAAUGACUUCAGAUCUGAAACACAGAUUUUAAACUCUUUUUGUAUGGUAUAAAUGUCAUUCAUUAACAAAAAGAAGAACAUCUUUGAUCAUCGAACGACGCGGCGUAUCGAAUUGGUCUGAAAUUGCCAGAUCUUUUUAUUACUUUGUACUUGUUUUUUGCAAAACCGUAUGCAGGAAUUCGAUAUUGUUGACAUUUUAAUUAUCAAUSGUGCAUCAUGGGUUUGAAAGGGCAUAUAAGUCAUUCAGGUACUAAGCCUGAUGAAUACAUGAUCAAGUACCUGUAACUGAAUUACAGUACCCAGAUCGCACAAUGAAUAAAAACUACWUGGGCCAAARGUACCAUACGAUUUGCAUUACCUACCUUUCAGAAAAAAAAUGUUUAAGAUUUCCUGAAUUUGUGGACACAUUUAUCAUCCAUCACCACAUAAACACACUGAAGUUUCGACGGACAAAAACACCUACACAGUCUGCAACAAGGCCAGGAAACGCCGSGGAAAGAAACCAAACGAACGGAAUCACAAUCCUAAACCUAAGCACAAAAGAAGGACUCUAUUCWCACAAACCUCCAAUCAACUUGUUGCAACGAAUUGCAACGAACCAUUCUCAUCUACCAACAAUGCUAUCGCUUUCGUCACAUCAAAUCCCAAUGUGUUCUCCCGCUUCGUUGCUACAAGAUCCCACCGUUGCAAUGACGGAGCUGUCAACGAACAAGACACGGCUUCCAACGAGACGCCCCAAGAGCACGACAAAGAAGUCGGUUCGGUUCAACCAGAUGGUCCACGUCGCACCCUUUGAGCGGGCCUCGCCGGAGGAAGCGAACCACAUCUGGUUCACAAACCCGGAGAUCGCCUCUUUCAAGGAGGCCGGGCGGAARCUGGCGGUCGUUUACCGGAAAUGGGGCGGAAACCUUGCGAACGAACACCAGCACGAGCACGAACAGGAGCAUGAGCAGGAGCAAAGAAGGGAGAGCAACGACGACAACGAUCUGUCCAUCUACCGUGGAUUCGAGAGCUGCACCUUCGUUCGGCAGCGCCAGCGGCUGCUCUCGAAUCGGUGCGUCGUGUAUGCCCACAAGAACGGCAUGGGCGGGGACUUUGUGGCAGCCAUAUACCAGCAAUGCAACCGGUGGUCCACCGAGGUUGCCUUUGUACAGGCCCUCCACGACUACGUGGAAGUCUUCUAUAGCAACAACCCCAAAAGCAGCAGCAGCAGCAGCAACAGCAGCAGCAGCAGCAGCAUCAACACUACCACAAACAGCAGCAGCGGCAACCGAACCAAAGACCACGACAGAAACCGUCUGAACGAAAGCGCGGCCCGCACAGCGGCGCUGGCAGCCAUGAUGAUUCCCUCUGUUUCGUCCAUGGUCCCGCCACCGGACGUCGCGUUCGCGGUAGAGGGUGCACACGCCCUGCGAAAACAGAAGCGAAAGCACCGGCGGCAAACGCACCAGCGGUAUCUCUCGUCGCAAGACCCUGCGUCGUCCCGGCGGGUCCGGGCCCGGGCCUGCUGAUGGUCGGGUUUGGUAUGGGAUUUUUCACCGGAAAACAAGCCUUGCUUUGCACGCGAUGCCACUCCAUCGAUGCAUUCCUUCCGCUUCCCAUCGAUUCGAGGUUACGAAAUUUUGAAACGAACAACACRAAACAAAGAAGUUUUUGUAGAAUGUACCAUAGCACCACUAAACUAAGCAAAUUCCU
This is a messenger RNA of Pseudo-nitzschia multistriata, 3212 nucleotides long. Lineage: Eukaryota; Bacillariophyta; Bacillariophyceae; Bacillariales; Bacillariaceae. The record is from the annotation of a GenBank genome assembly.